Fusarium redolens is the source of this 474-nucleotide messenger RNA. RefSeq lists its product as uncharacterized. Lineage: Eukaryota; Fungi; Ascomycota; Sordariomycetes; Hypocreales; Nectriaceae. The record is from RefSeq and is a predicted model, not a curated record. The coding region runs from base 1 to 474 and encodes 157 amino acids. The transcript has 2 exons.
AUGUCUUCUCUUUCUUCAAACCCAGAUUCCAUUCCCGUCGUCAUUAUUGGCUGGGGCCGUGAAAAUGGCGUCGUCUUCAUGCCCAAAAUAUUUACAGAACACAACUCUCCAUACGUCAUGACAGCUAUGAUGGACUUUGAAGAAACAUUAGAGCCCUACCGAUACUCACCACACAAUCUCGGAGUCAUUCUGCAUAACCUACACCCUCGCCCCCGAGCUCUCAUUAUCGGUAUCGCUGUUCCACCGUCUCUCACGGACGAAAUGACCGCUGUGUGGAACGAGUAUGUCGAAUCGGUUUUAAAGAAGGAGUUCAAAGAAGAUGACAAAUGGAAGAAGAAUGCCAUCAGUCCGUUGUCACUUACGCAUUACGUUGAUCCUGCUAUUUUCGAACGCCCACCGAUGGAUUUGGGGUGGGAAAAGGAGAUGUUUAAGCAGCUUGAUGCCGUGUUCCGACCUGAGAUCACAUGGGACUAG